Nematolebias whitei (Rio pearlfish) is the source of this 3632-nucleotide messenger RNA. RefSeq names its product electrogenic sodium bicarbonate cotransporter 1. Gene Ontology annotation, molecular function: sodium:bicarbonate symporter activity; solute:inorganic anion antiporter activity; monoatomic anion transmembrane transporter activity. Gene Ontology annotation, cellular component: basolateral plasma membrane; plasma membrane. The record is from RefSeq and is a predicted model, not a curated record. NCBI's taxonomy places the organism in Eukaryota, Metazoa, Chordata, Actinopteri, Cyprinodontiformes, Rivulidae. Gene Ontology annotation, biological process: regulation of intracellular pH; monoatomic anion transport; bicarbonate transport.
UUUCUCCUGCUGAGAGGAUUCGAUUCAUUCUUGGAGAGGAGGAUGACGGCCCACCACCUCCUCAGCUCUUCACGGAGCUGGAUGAGCUUCUGUCUGUGGACGGGCAGGAGAUGGAGUGGAAGGAGACAGCCAGAUGGAUCAAGUUUGAGGAGAAGGUUGAGAAAGGUGGUGAGCGUUGGAGUAAGCCUCACGUGGCCACGCUGUCCUUACACAGCUUGAUGGAGCUGAAAUCGCACAUCGAGAAGGGCACGAUCAUGCUGGACAUGGAGGCCUCCACGCUGCCUCAGGUUGUUGAGAUGAUCACCGACAACCAGAUUGAGAGCGGCCAGUUAAAGGCUGACCUGAAGGAGAAAGUUGUGUACACUCUGCUCAGAAAGCAUCGCCACCAAACCAAGAAGUCCAACUUGCGUUCUCUUGCUGAUAUUGGCAAAACUGUUUCCAGCGCAAGUAGGCUGUUUUCAAGCACGGAAAACGCAUGCUACUCCCUCGAGCCUCCUGUGCCUUGUUUAACUCCACGAGACUCGCCGGAAUCAUGUGAGGUCAGGAGGAGCUCCAGCAUGGGAUACCUCUGGAGUCCAACUACGGCUCACCGGAACCUGACUUCCAACAGCCUGUGUGAUUUCCCUGACAAACCAGAGAAGGACCAGCUGAAGAAUAAGUUCAUGAAAAAGUUGCCCCGCGAUGCCGAGGCAUCCAACGUCCUUGUUGGAGAGGUGGACUUCCUGGAAACCCCCUGUGUUGCGUUUGUUCGUCUGCAGCAGGCCGUCAUGCUGGGGGCGCUCACUGAAGUUCCUGUGCCCACAAGGUUUCUUUUUGUGCUGUUGGGUCCUAAAGGAAAAUCAAAGUCUUACCGUGAGGUUGGACGAGCCAUCGCUACCCUGAUGUCAGAUGAGGUGUUCCAUGAUAUUGCUUACAAAGCAAAGGACAGGAAGGACCUGCUGGCUGGUAUUGAUGAGUUUCUGGAUGAAGUGAUCGUCCUGCCUCCGGGGGAGUGGGACCCUGACAUCAGGAUAGAACCGCCCAAAUCUCUGCCCUCCUCAGACAAGAGGAAGAACAUGUAUUCUGGACAGGAAGCCCCUCAGAUGAACGGUGACACCCCUCACGAUAAAGGACAUGGAGGAGGUGCAGGAGGAGGAGGAGGAGGACAUCAUGUUGGAGAGGAGCUUCAGCGAACAAGAAAGUUCUGUGGAGGUCUCAUCCUGGAUGUGAAGAGGAAGCUGCCAUUUUUCGCCAGUGACUUCUACGAUGCUCUGCAUAUCCAGUCUCUGUCGGCCAUCUUGUUCAUCUAUCUGGGCACCGUCACGAACGCCAUCACGUUUGGAGGUCUGCUUGGAGAUGCUACUGAGAACAUGCAGGGCGUGUUAGAAAGUUUCCUGGGCACGGCCCUGACAGGAGCAGUGUUCUGUCUCAUGGCGGGGCAGCCUCUAACCAUUCUCAGCAGCACAGGCCCAGUCCUGGUCUUUGAACGACUCCUCUUCAAUUUCAGCAGAGACAACGGCUUUGACUACCUGGAGUUUCGGCUGUGGAUCGGCCUGUGGUCAGGUUUUCUCUGUCUGGUGCUGGUCGCCACAGACGCCAGCUUCCUCGUGCAGUAUUUCACACGUUUCACCGAGGAAGGCUUCUCUGCACUCAUCAGCUUCAUCUUUAUCUACGACGCGUUCAAAAAGAUGAUAAAGCUGGCUAACCACAACGCAAUCAACUCAAAUUAUGAUCCAAACCUGGUCACUCAGUACGGCUGCCGAUGCGAGCCAGGCAACACGUCAGAACUCCUUAAUAUUUCCACGUGGACAAACAGUACUGAUCUGCCGGAGAAUGCCAGCUGGGCGUUGCUGACUAAGGAGCAGUGUGAGAUUAGUGGAGGGCUCUUGGUUGGAAAUGCCUGCGACUACGUGCCUGACAUCACCCUCAUGUCCUUAAUCCUGUUCUUUGGGACCUACACCUGCUCCAUGGGUCUGAAGAAGUUCAAGACUAGCAGAUUCUUCCCCACGACAGUGAGGAAACUCAUCAGUGACUUUGCGAUCAUCUUGACCAUUCUUCUCUUCUGCGGCAUGGAUGCCUUAGUUGGUGUGGACACUCCAAAGCUGAUUGUGCCUAGUGAAUUCAAGCCAACAAGUCCACUGAGGGGCUGGUUCAUCCCUCCCUUCGGAGGAAACCCCUGGUGGGUGUACUUGGCAGCUGCACUUCCUGCUCUGCUGGUCACUAUUCUUAUAUUCAUGGACCAGCAAAUCACUGCUGUGAUUGUCAACAGGAAAGAACACAAACUCAAGAAAGGAGCAGGGUAUCACCUGGACCUGUUCUGGGUGGCCAUCCUCAUAGUGGUUUGCUCCUUCAUGGGGCUGCCGUGGUACGUGGCUGCUACAGUCAUCUCCAUCGCUCACAUCGACUCUCUGAAAAUGGAGACGGAGACGUCUGCACCUGGAGAACAGCCCAAAUUUCUGGGUGUCAGAGAACAAAGAGUCACUGGCAUCGCUGUGUUCCUUCUGACGGGACUCUCUGUCUUCAUGGCUCCGAUCCUCAAGUUUAUUCCCAUGCCUGUGCUGUACGGCGUGUUUCUCUAUAUGGGAGUGGCGUCACUCAAUGGUGUGCAGUUCAUGGACCGCCUGCAGCUGCUCCUCAUGCCUGCCAAGCACCAACCGGACCUGAUCUACCUGCGCCACGUCCCUCAGAGACGUAUCCACCUCUUCACCUUCAUCCAGGCUGUGUGUUUGGCCCUCCUCUGGAUUCUCAAGUCCACUGGGGCUGCCAUUGUUUUCCCUGUCAUGAUUUUGGCUCUGGUUGCUGUCCGAAAGGCCAUGGACUACGUGUUCUCCCAACACGACCUUAGCUACCUGGAUGAUGUGAUUCCAGAGAAGGACAAGAAGAAGAAGGAGGAUGAGAAGAAAAAGAAAAACAAAAAGAAGGGGAGCCUUGACAGUGAAAUUGACUUUUCUGACUACCCCUACCAUGAAAGUGUCCCCACUAUAAAAAUCUCUAUGGAAAUGAUGGAGCAGGAGCCCAUGUUGGGGAAUAAAUCUAUGGAUAGAAAUGAGUCGCAGACUUUCCUUAAUCCCAAUUCACCGUGCUGAGCACUACUAUGAGUCUCCCGCUGUGUAAACAUGGAGGAGGUUUGUUCUCUUAUGGUUCUCCUCGGAUCCGGAUAGACCGGGAGGAAAAUUAUUUCUUCGGGAAGAAGAGCUCUGAAACUGAACUGUGACAGAAAUCUCCAGGAACACAGCACAUCGUUGUCACGACAGCCAUCCUUUGUUUUUGUACCACAGUGCCGACUCCUAACCACGUUUUUAUCUUUUCAUGUAAAGAUUUAAAUCCAAGCUGCUGGAAAUAUUUGUUUCAGCACUUUGAAGGUACCACAUUUGAACAAGGACUCUGUUUCUUCAGCUGCAGGAUUUCCUGCAGCACAGGGCUACUACCGACUUAAAAUCAGUGUUUGUCAGAGAUUAUUAAUGUCACUGUUUGUGAUUUAUAAACCAUUCAUCUUUUCAACACCAAAGAUGUCCACGAGAAAGCUUUAAAAUAUAAUUAAUUUACAUUACAGGAGGAAUUCCCUCCAGUUUUAAAUUAUUUUAUGAACAAUACAAACAAAACCAAUGUAUCUAUUUUAUUAUAAGUUUAGAAGUUAUUUUUUAAAAUCAGAA